ACACACACAUAUAGGGCCCCUGCUCGUCUUCACAGAGUUGCGCUUCGCUUUGUGUGUGUGUGCACCCUGCCAGCCUCGUCAGCUUCAUUAGCUUCAUGAUGGUCCAUCCGUGAGAGGAUGGUGGUGGUGCUGGUGCUGGUGGGGGGGGGGGGGGGGGGGGGGUGUAUCUGCUCCAGCCUUUUACCCCCCUUCAGCGUCUCCUCGAGCUGGCCCCCAACGUACCCCCCUUAAACUCGCAGCAGCCACCCCUUGCGUUUGCUCCGCGCUGCCACCAAAAGGCUUGUGAGGAUUUGUCAGCCAGAUGUGACAAGAUUGUCAAGAGGCAGGCGAGGAGAGGAGAAGGGGGGGUUUGAGAUCUGAUAUGAAUCAGAGCGUAGCUGGGAGCCAAACUCUCUCAGACUCAGUGUACUAACAUGUUCCCCUCAUUUGCUCCCUCUCCGAGCCAAACACUCCCUUCGAGUUCCUAACGGGGAGCCACAUACACCAGGAAGCCAAACUUUGGCUCGCCUCCUUCUCCUCUUCUCCUCUUCUCUCUCUCUCCCCCCUACCCCACCCUCCCUCCCCACCUCCACCACCAACCAACACCACAUUGUCUUUUUUUUUUUUUUCCUUUAAAGAAGCCAACCCUUUUUCUCAUGGAUAUUCAGGCAAUCUGCUGCACUUUGGUGAACUGUAACUGUGACAGCUUCAAGCCUGGGAAGCUGAAGAGGAGGCAGUGUGAAAACUGCAAGCAUGGCUGGGUAGCACACGCCCUGAGUAAACUGAAGGUGCACCAUAUGUACCAGAGCAGCCAGGUGGAGAUUGUGCACUCCAACGUGGUGUUCGAUAUCUGCAGCCUGAUGCUGUACGGUACUCAGGCCAUCCCAAUCCGCCUCAAGAUCCUCCUGGACCGCCUCUUCUCUGUCCUCAAGCAGGAGGAGGUCAUCCAGAUCCUCAACGCACUGGACUGGACCCUGCAGGACUACAUACGAGGAUACGUGCUCCAGGAUGUAGCAGGGAAGGUGCUGGACCGGUGGGCCAUCAUGACAUUCGAGGAAGAGAUCGCCACACUGCAGCAGUUCCUGCGUUUUGGCGAGACCAAGUCCAUAGUGGAGCUGAUGGCUCUGCAGGACAAGGAGGGCCAGGCGGUGUUGGUCCCUAGCACCCGCACCAACUCAGACAUCCGCACUUUCAUCGAGCGCAACACUCCACGCACCGCUGCCAACCUCUCUACGUCCAAAGUCGAAAAGCUGAGCAGCAGCAGCAUGCACCACUUUGAGAACUUUGUUAACAGCAUGGCCUUCAUGCUGCCCUUCCAGCUGUUGGGCUCCGUCCCCGCACCGUUUCUGGGCUCGCCGACGGGGGCGCCACAGCAGCCGCAACACCAGCAGUCGUGCCACGGGUCGGUGGGGCAGCAGAGUCAGAGACGAGACGAUCAAGGUCGAGACGGUCUAGGGAGGGAAAACCCCCUCCCUCUUUCACACCCUCCAGAGAGCAGCCUGCUCGGUUCCAGCUCCGUCUCGUUCACUUCUGAUCUAGACCGAGGUGGAGACAAGCCAAUGGACAGCCUCUCCACCACCACAAAGAUCGAAGCAGAGGACUUCUCCACUAGUGACAACUACUCGGAUGGACCCUCCACGCCGUGCACGCCCUCCAUGAGCUCUGAUGUAACACAGAUGUCCCCCGAUGGCAAGAUGCGCUCCCUGGACAGGAAUGGGAGCGGCGGCGGAGGGGUCUCCGGAGGUAGUGGGGGAGGAUGCUCUCUGAAGAAAGGUCGCGUGUACUGCAACGCCUGCGAGAAGACAUUCUACGACAAAGGCACGCUGAAGAUCCACUACAAUGCAGUGCACCUAAAGAUUAAGCACAAGUGUACCAUUGACGGCUGCAACAUGGUGUUCAGCUCGCUGCGCAGUCGCAAUCGCCACAGUGCCAACCCAAACCCGCGGCUACACAUGCCUAUGAACCGGAACAACCGGGACAAAGACAUGCGGGGUAGUUUGUCUGGCGAUGACAGCUCUCAAGGAGAGAAGAGGUCCGAAUAUGGAACCCCCAUCCCUGUCUGCUCUGCAGAAAGCCAUAAGUCAGUGCCCAGCUACAUGGUGAGCCAUGUGGACACUGGGUCUAAACUCCACAGCAGCUCGUUCCCCAGCAUGGGCCAGAGUGGCAUCCUCUUCCCUAACUUAAAAACAGUACAGCCAGUCCUGCCUUUCUACCGCAGCCUGGUAACGCCGGCAGAGCUUGCCAACACCCCAGGAACACUACCCUCCCUUCCUCUGUUAUCCUCCUCGGUACCCAUCAAACCCAUCUCAGCCCCUGAACUCUGCAUGACAGACCCCAUACCAAAGAAAAAGUCUCGUAAGUCAAGCAUGCCGAUAAAGAUAGAGAAGGAGGUGGUGGAGCGAGAUGAGCAGAUGGAUAAGGGGAGCAGCUCUGAGGACGAGGCUCCUUUACAGGGCCGGGACAAGGAAGAGUGUGACGGGAUCCGAGCAGAAGGGCAUAUGUGCGCAAGACGAGCUGGGGAGGAGAGGGAGGCGUACAUUGGUGAAGAGAAGGAAAGGGAGGGCGCCAAGCAUCUGUUGGACCAAACUUUAGAUAGAGAAAUGACAGCGAGGGAGGACAAAGAUGAUGGGUCAAGGCAAGCUGAAACGGGGGUCAUCACCUCUGCAUCCUCCCCCUUCGAAGACAGACUGACGGAGAAUCACUGUGACAACAACUUACUCUGUCAGGAACCCAAUGGCAAUGAAGAAAGGGAGGACAGGGAGCAUACAAACUCGGCUGACAAGAUUUCAGAGCUCAGAUGGGAUGACGGUGAGCACAGGCUGACUAACGGCAGCGCUCUCCAGCUCAUAGACCGCGAGAGGGAGGGAUCGGAUGGCUGCGUAGACGACUACGGUGACUUAGGUUUGUCUCACCUCGACCCCAACGCUGACCUGCCGCACCACUGUGAGAUCUGCAGUAAGACCUUUAAGAACCCCUACAGCGUCAAGAUGCACUACCAAAAUGUCCACCUGAAGGAGAUGCACAUGUGCACAGUGGACGGCUGCAAUGCUGCCUUCCCCUCCCGCAGGAGCCGAGACAGACACAGUGCGAACUUGAACCUGCACCACAAGCUGCUGACCAAAGACUCAUUCAGCCCAGCCAGCACCCUGUACUUGCCCUCAUCCCACUGUAGAGACAGAGACUCGGUUGGCCUGGACUUCUACCAGGACCAGCGGGACAGAGACCUACCCCAUCGAGACCCAACCAGCCAGACCUCCGUCAUCUUCCGAGGACACAAUCGCAUGGGCCUGGUCUUCCCAAUGAGCAAAAUGUCUACUGCACCAAACAGCGCCGAGGCAUCUCCCUUAGCAGAAAUGGAGGGAUUAGGAGGAGGAGGAGGAGGAGACGGUGGUGGAAGUGGGGAGGACGGGGCAGUCCUGGACCUGAGCACCUCCUCGUCUGCCCCGCCUCGCGGCAGCGGCAGCGCUCGAUCUUCCUGGGAUUCAGAUGGCGCCGGUAGUGAGGAAGGGGUUGAAGAGGAUGAGGAAGCGCUCCACAUGGGGGACAGCGAUGAAAGCUGCGAUGGGAUCGGCGUGGGGAGGCCAGGAGGGGGAGAGGAGCUGGCACUCGGGGGCGAGAGGACCCUGGGCUGCGUUGGGGGAGGACAAGGCGGGCUUCAGGGAGGAGGUGGGGGCGGAUCUCCGAUAACCUGCCACGUCUGCCAAAAGGUCUACAGCAACAAGGGCACAUUCAGAGCCCAUUACAAGACUGUCCAUCUGCGACUGCUUCACAAGUGUAAAGUCCCGGGCUGCGACACAUCCUUCUCCUCUGUGCGGAGCAGAAACAGGCACAGCCAGAACCCAAACCUUCACCGGAACCUAGCUGUUGGCUCCGGUGCCUCGAUGGACCAGGAGUAGGGAUUUGAGCUGCCAACAUGACUGAUUUCCUUGGUUGUAAUUGUCUUUUUGUUGUUGAUGUUGUUGUCGUUGUUGUUGUUUUUGGGCACCUAAAGAAGGCUCACCAAUUAGCACUUUUUAAAUUCCACACCGUAGUUCAUCCUGUUGUCAUAUUUUUGGAGAAAGGAG
Messenger RNA from Sebastes umbrosus (honeycomb rockfish), 4043 nucleotides. RefSeq names its product basonuclin 1 (gene bnc1). Bases 636 to 3875 code for a protein of 1079 amino acids. Gene Ontology annotation, cellular component: nucleus. Gene Ontology annotation, biological process: regulation of transcription by RNA polymerase I. The record is from RefSeq and is a predicted model, not a curated record. The transcript has 5 exons. Lineage: Eukaryota; Metazoa; Chordata; Actinopteri; Perciformes; Sebastidae.